CGAUAAGGUAACUUAAGACUAUAUAUUUAUAGUAACAGUCAUUUAGGUUUAAAAACUCAAAAAUGUACAUUAACCAACCAUGAUGAUUGAAAAUAUGAAUUACGACACAAUAACAGUAACCAGUUCUGUUUGCAAAGCAAUCCUUCAGUACUGUGCCAACUCGCAUCCGUUUGAAGAGCGUACACUAACCCUUGACCAACCUGUUAAGAUUGGCCGUUUGUUGGCUAAAGCCAAAGUCAGUCCACACAAUGGGAUUUUUGAUUGUAAAGUCUUGUCAAGAAACCACGCCCUGCUCUGGCAUGAAAAUGGAAAAUUCUUUUUACAAGACACGAAAAGUAGUAAUGGUACGUUUGUUAACAACCACAGACUCAGUAAAAGCGGUGAAGAGUCUAAACCACAAGAAGUGUUUAGUGGAGAUGUAGUCCAAUUUGGUGUUGAUGUUAUCGAAAAUUCUAAAAACAUAUCUCAUGGCUGUAUUACAGCUGUCUUAAAAUUAUAUCAUGCUGACGGUACAGAGGCUAAAUCUAAUCCUGUUGUGAAUUUCAUUAGUGAUGUAUCUACUCAAGAUUUAUACACCAUAGAUGCUUACAUACGAGAUGCAAUGCACAGGGAAGCAAAUUUAGAAAACAAAUUAUUUAACUUGGAAAGGCUGUUAUCCAACAUAAUUGGAGAAACGGAUAAUAGUUGGAAAGCCCUUGUUGCUGAGGAUCGUUUAUUAUCUAAAAUUGAAUUUUUAGAAAAUCAACUGCAAUACUACAAAAAGGACUUUGGAGAAGAUGAAAUGAAACAAGAAAUAUGUGAUUUAAAAAAAUAUAAAUAUUCAUACCAAGGAAUGGCUAAAGAUUGUUUAAAAAAAGAAAUGGAAGAAAAAUUGAAAUUGAUGCAAAAAUGUCAAGAAUUAGAAAGUCUGUUGAAACAUUCCAUAACUGAACAAAGUACCUUGAUGAAGCAUCUGAAUGAUGCACAAGAUGAAAUUAAAGAAGUUUGUUCUAAGUUAAAUACAGAAGUCGCUAACCAUGAAAAUAGUGUAAAAGAAUUUGAUGCAUCAAAAGAAUUACAUGUAACCGAAUUAAACACAUUACAGGAAACCAAAAAUGAAAUAGAAAUAAACUUUCAUAACAAAUGUCAAGAAAUUGAAAGAUUACGAGCAGAAAUAGCUAAAAUGAAUUAUGAGAUCAAUACACGUAAUGUGCUUCUCUUAACCUUACAAAAUGAACACGAGCUUACUGAAGAUAUUUCUCUUAAUAAGUACUUUAAUGAUAUAAUGUCUUACAUUGUACAUAUAUUGCAAGACCGCCAGACAUGUCUAAAUCAAAUGAACUCCCUACAAAGUCAAAUGCAAAAACAUAUAAAACAAAAAGCUGACUUAGAAAAUCAAGUAUGUCAAUUACAGACAGAACUUGAUCUUAAUCAAGAAUUGUUAGUAAACUGUGUAAAGAUUAAAAAUGUUAAUGAUACAGACAAUACAGAUCCUGAUCAAUUAAAAAUGAUUAUAUUGAAUGAUGAUAGCUUAAAAAAUAUUGAAGUUUUAUCUAAAGAUAUUGAGAUUCAAACAGAUUUUUAUAAACAGAAAUCUGAUGUUAUUGAAUUUAAACUAUCUGAAGCAAAAGAUGUACUGCUAGACUGUAUAACUAACUUAGAUGAUCAAGAAUCUACUAUAAAACAUCUUAAGAAAGAAAUUUCUUGUAAAGAUAUUGUACUAAUGUUGAUGUCUGAGUAUUUAUGUCAGGUAUCGAGUAUUGACUCUAAUAAUAUACAUAAUGUGCCAGAUAUACUGCAAAAAAAUCUUUGCUCUUUUAGUAACUUCAAAAGUCUUGACUCUAGUUUAGAUGAUUUAAAAAUAUCUCAAACUAAAUGUUUAAAUAAUUCAUCCCAAAUACUUGAAAAUGAUAAUGUAAACCAAGUCUUGAUUCAGGAGACCAGCUCUGAUACAGUGGACACUAAAGAAGAUUCAGUAUUUGACAAAAAUGAAUUAGAACAAAUUCGUAGUGAAUAUGAUUUAUGUUUAACUGAAAAAAACAAUCUGAAAUAUGAAUUAGAGCAAAUUACAUUGAGAUGCAGAGAGUUAGAACAAACUCCAAAUUUCCACUUAUUUUUCGCGUUACCAUCGAUAGUAUUAUUUUUAGUCUUAGUAAUUAGAUUUCAUUCAUAUUUGUCCUAUUUAACAGGAACAGCUGAAUGAGUGCAAUUAAAAUUAUUAUUUAUAACUUUAUUGUUAUUAGUAAGUUAUACAACUGAUAAGUGUUUUUUUUUUAGAUCAGGUAUUAUUGUAUAUGAAAAAAUUGAAUUAUAUAAACUACCUGUCAUAAACAAAAUUUUAUAUUAAAUUAUAAAUAUCUCAGUAAAUAAAAAUAAAUUAAUUUAAGUUAAAAAUAAUUACAAAAUUUUCUCAAACAGUAAAGCUGGAUCACAUCUAUUUAAAUAAUUAAAUUUAUCCUCCAGCUUUGUGUUUUAUUUGCCAUUUGUAGUUAUGUAUUAUUUUAUAAUUAAAAACCGAUAUUACUUAAUAUGUGAUUCCAUCCAUAAUAAUAUAUUUUUGAAAUUAUACAUGCUUUUUUUUACUUUAACUUAAAAUAAAAUAUAUACACAAUAUAUUUAUACAUUUAUGCUUAUUUGUUUUUUCAUAAGACGAUUAAUAUUUUCAAAAAUAUUAUUAUAUUUUCAAUGCUAUAAAAGUAUUACAAUUUAUUUAUUUAUUUUUUACAUUAAUUGUUUAACAUUUUGUUAUAAUUUUCUUAGCUUUCAUUGUAUUUGUUAUUCCCUUCUUCAAAAUUGAUCUAUAAAUCCUAUUAUUAUGAUACAAAAUUAUAUUUAUUACUUUUAAAUAAUUUAUUUAAUAAUUUUAUGAUUUAAGAUCUGUAAUAGUUUAUAUCUAAGAGUUUUAAUAUUAUUUAAUUAAUAUAAACAUGAAAUACUGUAUUGCAUAAAAUUAUUUCUAAAUUAAAUGUUACUUUACUACAAUAUUUAAGACCUUGUGAUUUUUAUUAGUAACAGAACAAUUUUAAUUAUUCAGGAUUGUUUUAUAAAUGUAUGCGCAAUGUAAAAUGUAUUUUAAACAAUGUAGUGUGUGUCAAUUCUAUUCUCAAAAAUAUUAGUUUCUUUUGAAUUUUGAUGACAGGAGUGAUUUUUAAUUUUAUUUUAGUACUUUAUUAUAUUUAUUGUUCUAAAUAAAUUUAUAUUGUCACAUUGUUUUUUUUUUUUUUAAUUUAGAAGUUUUGUAUUUUAAUGGAAAUUAUGUACUCGUUGACUGAACCAUCGAAAUACGAUUAAUACUGUAAAAAUCUAUAUAAUUAGUUAAUGUUGUAUGUUAUUGAAUUAUUAUAAACAUAAAUCAUUGUAGUCAUUAAUUAUUAUUGUUGUAAUUUUUAAACAAAAAAUAGUAAGAUUAUUAAAUUAUUA
This is a messenger RNA of Rhopalosiphum padi (bird cherry-oat aphid), 3399 nucleotides long. It is a transcript of the gene Slmap, whose product is annotated as sarcolemmal membrane-associated protein. Lineage: Eukaryota; Metazoa; Arthropoda; Insecta; Hemiptera; Aphididae. Gene Ontology annotation, molecular function: protein binding. The coding region runs from base 80 to 2182 and encodes 700 amino acids. The transcript has a single exon. The record is from RefSeq and is a predicted model, not a curated record.